AUGUCGAGCACGUCGCCGGUUAUAGCGACCGAGGACAAGCUCAAGGUCCUGACGCACGUCCAGUACGAUCCGCCCGAGUCGCUCUCGCCCUCCACGGUCGCCCCGGACCCGCUCGACCAAUUCCGCACCUGGUUCACCAGCGCGCAAGGCGUUGUGCGCGAGCCCGAGUCCAUGGUGCUCAGCACCGCCUCCGCGUCAGGCAUCCCCUCCGCUCGCACGCUGCUCUUCAAGGAGCUCGACCGACGCGGGUUCAUCUUCUUCACGAACUACGAGUCGCGCAAGUCGCAGGAGCUCACGGAGAACCCGCGCGCCGCGCUCAGCUUUUAUUGGCGCGAGGUGGCCAAGCAGGUGCGCAUCGUCGGUCGCGCAGAGCGUCUCAGCAAAGCGGAGAGCGAGGAAUACUUCCGUAGCCGCCCGCUCGGGAGCAGGCUCGGAGCCUGGGCGAGCAAGCAGAGCAGUGUCGUGGAUGAGGGCGAGGUGCAGGCGCGGCUGAAGGAAGUCAAGCAGCGGUUUGGCGUGCAGGAGGGCGCAGAGGAUGCGGAUAUACCGCUGCCCGAGUUCUGGGGCGGCUGGCGAAUCGUCCCCGGCGAAAUAGAAUUCUGGCUGGGCAAACCUUCACGCUUGCACGACCGAGUGCGCUACCAGCGCAUAGAAGGAUCGCCGGAUGAUACACGACAAUGGAAGAUAGAAAGGCUUGCCCCGUGA
Laetiporus sulphureus 93-53 is the source of this 705-nucleotide messenger RNA. RefSeq names its product pyridoxamine 5'-phosphate oxidase. Gene Ontology annotation, molecular function: pyridoxamine phosphate oxidase activity; FMN binding. The record is from RefSeq and is a predicted model, not a curated record. NCBI's taxonomy places the organism in Eukaryota, Fungi, Basidiomycota, Agaricomycetes, Polyporales, Laetiporaceae. Gene Ontology annotation, biological process: pyridoxine biosynthetic process. The coding region runs from base 1 to 705 and encodes 234 amino acids. The transcript is spliced from 2 exons.